Neoarius graeffei (lesser salmon catfish) is the source of this 2823-nucleotide messenger RNA. Its product is annotated as tumor necrosis factor receptor superfamily member 14-like. The record is from RefSeq and is a predicted model, not a curated record. Gene Ontology annotation, biological process: negative regulation of alpha-beta T cell proliferation; defense response to Gram-negative bacterium; positive regulation of cytokine production involved in immune response. Gene Ontology annotation, molecular function: protein binding. NCBI's taxonomy places the organism in Eukaryota, Metazoa, Chordata, Actinopteri, Siluriformes, Ariidae. The transcript has 6 exons. Gene Ontology annotation, cellular component: external side of plasma membrane. Bases 838 to 1548 code for a protein of 236 amino acids.
GGAGGGGUUUGUGUCCUGGGUAGAUCCCGCAACGGAGUAGUAGUUCCUGUUUUAUUUUGUUCAUUAUUGUUAGAUUUAGUGUUUGAUAUGUGUGAGACAGACAUGUGUAUUGGACAUUUAUGAAAAUACGGAACAAAUUGCGUCCCGUAUUCCGAGCGAUGUUGCUCGGUGGUGUCGCGGCGGCUGUGCAGGUGGUUUGGGAUAUACCAGCGCUCUGCGUGGCGGAGCUUCUCUGCUCGCUUUGUGGAUCCAUGGCGUGGUGUUCGAGCGAUGUUGCUGACGGCAGCGGUGCUGGAGAUGUGGGACUUGUUUUCGUGCGCCUUUUGGUGGGACUGUGGCUGCUACACCACGGGAAUUACAUCUUGAGCCCUACUUGGUGGACUUUUUACUUUUUUAUUAUAUAUAUUUUUUUCUUACCUUGUCUAUAAUUGUAAAGCGUCCUUGGGUUUUUUGAAAGGCGCCAUAUAAAUUUAACUUAUUUAUUAUUAUUAUUAUUAUUAUUAUUAUUAUUAUAAUCUGGCAACACUGGAAGUAAGGCGGAAGGUAGUUUGUCGACGUCACCUCACGACGACGCCAACGAUUGGUCAAAUUUGCGGGAACGUUGCGGUGAUUGGAUAUAAUUGCAAUACCGCCCUGAAUUACGCGGGGAUUGGUUGAAUUUGCGUUGACGGUGCAACUGGCACAUCUGAAUUAACUCCACAACAGAGGAGAAUGGAGGACGGCAGCAGGAGGUUCGGGUGUAGUCUGGGAUGAGUGCCAGAGAAGAACAGCGGCAGUCCAGAUCCAUACUGUGAUCCAGUUCUACUGCAUUGUUCUGACUCUGUGUUUUGCAGAAUAAUGAAGUCCACGUUUCUGGCACUUGGUUUGUACAUAUUCGGUGUUUCUGCUCUCCUUACAUAUGGAGCCGGUUGCGGGAAAGGUGAAUAUCGAUCAACAGCUGGAGAAUGCUGUCCGAUGUGUUCUAUAGGUUUUUUUAUUUUGCAAGACUGUACCAGAACGAAGAAUACAAUCUGUGAGGUUUUGGAUGGAUAUUACUGUUCGCAAUACUCAGAUGGAGAAUGCAAUCAUGCAGUGAAACACAGUGAAUGUAAACCUGGGCAACAUAUAAAAAAACUAGGAACCAAGGACUCGGAUACAGUUUGUGAGCCCUGUCCACCGGGAUUUUAUUCUCCUGAAGGUGUGAACUGCACAAAAUGGACUGACUUUUCAGUCAGAAAUGAGGUUGAGGUUCAGGAAGGCACUUCCAUCAGAGAUGUUCAGUGCAGAGCACCAAGAAAAAGAUAUGGGCUCAUACCAGCUUUCGUCUUAUAUUUACCCACAGUUUUAGUUUUAUUUUUGAAGCGCAAAAUGAACUGUAGCACAGGAUUAAAAGUAAGUGCUGAUAUUUUAUACAAAAACCUUACAGCCAGUAUUAUUAUUCGACCCCUUUGUGUUUUACAGAAGCGCAGUGCAGACUCUUCAAAUUCACAGCCAGUGUCCAGUAAAAACCUGACAGUGUUUUGGGUCACAACAUAUCCAGCCUGUAGCUCUUUAAUGUGCUGUAAUUAAAGUUCCCCAUGUUAUCAGAGUUGAUCAGCAGAGAGUUUAAGCAGUGGCUUUUGAGAACCCUUGAUCAUGCACAUAUACCAGUGACAUCAGCACUGCUCAGUGACAUUAAAAUGGCAUUAUGGUUUAAGACGAACUUGAAGCUAAAUUGAAGCCGAACUUGAAGCCGACUUGUGUCUACUGUGCCUUUUUAUGUCAUUUUAUCAUAAUAAUGUGAUAACUUCUUAUAAUUUUUUUUCAUGAUAACAUGACACUUUUUUCAUAAGAAUGAGGUGUUUUCUUGAUAUAAUGAGACCCUAUUCUUAUUAUAACAGGAUAUUUUUCUUGUUCUAAUGGGAUGCUUUUUUGUAAUGAAGAAAUGGUGAUGGGGAUUUUUUUUGCUGCAUGGCAGCACUGUGUUGCCAUAGUCAUGGAGCACAGAAGUUAUUUACUGUAGUUAUCAUAAUUAGGGCCCGAGCCCUACUGGGCGAAGGCCCUAUUGUUCUUGUAAGAGUUCACUAUUAUUAUUCUUCUUCCGUCUUCUUCUUUAUUUUUCUCCGCUGUUGGGCCAUUUUCGGGGCGCUUGCCAUGGGCGAAAACGCACGAAAUUUGGCACCAGUUCCGAGAAUUGCCACCGCUACUCAGAACCAAAAGCCCAAACUUGGCCGGGGCUCAGGGCCUCUAUAGCACCCCCUAAGUCGUUGUGAUUUUGGCCUCCCGCAUUAAGGUGCCUGGUUGCCAUAUAGUUUGUAGUAGUGGCAUGCCAUUUGGUAUGCAUAUGUAUCUCACUAAGCUGGACAAAAAUCUAAUGCCAAUGCAUUAGCCACGCCCAACAGGAAGUGAGGUAAUUUCACUUUUGUGCGAAAUGCAUGGCCACGAAGACGGCGCAACUCCUCCUAGACCGUUCAUAGGAAUGUCACUAUAAUUGAUACACAUCAUCUACAGACAUGGCUGACAAAAGUUACUAAAUACGUUUCACGUAGGAUAAACCGUUCAGAAGUUAUACGUCAAUCAAUUUUCACUUCAUUAUUUUACAUGCUAAAAAAUUCAUAACAAAUCUUCUAAUUGGUCAACACUGCUCAUACUUCACACGCUAAUCACUCAUUGGGCUUCUGACAUGUUACCCAAUUUCUGUGAUAUUUCGCCACUGGGGGCGCUAUUUUUGGUCAAAAAAUCCAAUCUUUCCUCAAAUUUGGUCAAACUUAACGGCCACCCUCUUACUACCUCCCAUGUCAUGUAUACCACAUUUUGGGAAUUUUCGUCCAUGGGGGGCGCCGUUUUUGGCCGACGCAAUUGCUC